UAUAAAUUGAUAAAAGACCUAACAUAUCCAACCCCACCAAAUGAAAAAUCUUUCGAGGAACUUUGCAAUAUACUGAAAUCCCAAUUUGGUGUUUCCAAAAGCGUAUGGAGGGAGAGAAUCAAAUUUUUCAAAUUAUCCCAAGACCAGCUGCAAAUCUCCGAGUGGCAUGCCAAAAUAAGAGGGGCAGCAACCUUAUGUAACUUUGGGGCAAGUUUGGAUUUAUUUUUAUUAAGUAAAUUUGUGACUGGUUUAAAUCCCGGAAAAUACAAAACAGGAUUUGUAAAGAGUCAGAAACGAAACCAUUAAAGGACAUCCUGGCAUUGGCGUUAAAUCAAGAAAAUUUUCAUCAAGAACAAGAUCAUCAGGACCAAGAUGUCAGAUAUGUGUCAAGACCAAGACAGCAAAUGGGAGGCCACCACAGAACACAUCAUGUGACUUUGCGCAGUCAACGGAACCAAUUGGGUGCCAAGGCUCAUGAAAAUACUUUGGCAAAUGGCCGAUUUGAUAAAAGAAAAGGAAUUUGUUUUUUUAAAAAUGCAAAAUGUAAUUUAUGUAAGAAAGUAGGGCAUUUGGCAAGAAUGUGCAAAACAGAUUCUCGAAAUAGAAGAAAAAUUCAUUUUGUGGAGGAAAAUGCAGAAAAUGAAGAUGAAUAUAAUCAGGAAUAUGUAGAUGAUGAAAGUAUUUCUGAAUGUAGCGGUUUUGUAGAUUCCAGUUCAUGUAGUGAAAUUUCAGAAAUAGAGUAUCCGCAACACCUGCCUGGGGCUGGUUUGAGUGGGCAACAGCCUAAAAAAAUCAUGAGGGAGAUUGGUGAGACAGCGGAGUCACUCUCAACUUUUUAUGAUGAGGAGGAGAAGGAGGAGAAGUCAGUAGAAGUUCCUUUAUGGGAAAGAAAUUCAAAGCUCAAUGAAUCUGAAAGCAAAAUUCACGAUGCGAGUUCGAGUUCAAGAACAUCUCUAAAACGUAAAAACCAUCUUAUUUUGACUCUUAUAAAACUGAGUUCUCUUCCAGCUCUGAAUCAAGUUAGCUGA
Messenger RNA from Ceutorhynchus assimilis (cabbage seed weevil), 1028 nucleotides. NCBI's taxonomy places the organism in Eukaryota, Metazoa, Arthropoda, Insecta, Coleoptera, Curculionidae. The record is from the annotation of a GenBank genome assembly.